Adineta steineri is the source of this 822-nucleotide messenger RNA. The record is from the annotation of a GenBank genome assembly. NCBI's taxonomy places the organism in Eukaryota, Metazoa, Rotifera, Eurotatoria, Adinetida, Adinetidae.
AUGGCCAUGGCAAACAAUAAAACACAAUGUUUUAAAUGCAAGAAAGAGAAAAUAACAUAUCCUUGUGAAGGAUGUUCAAAAAGAUUUUGUUUUACGGAUUUAGCUGAACAUAAACAACUAUUAAAUGAUGAACUAAAUCAUAUUAUUAAUGAUUACGAUCAAUUUAAGCAAAGAAUUAAUGAGCAAAAACAAAAUCCACAAAAUCAUCCAUUAUUGAAACAAAUUAAUCAAUGGGAACGAAAUUCAAUUGAAAUAAUUCAACAGAAAGCUCAAGAUUGUAGAAAUAUUAUCAGUAGAUAUUCACAAAAAUUCAUUAAUGAUGUUGAAAUGAAAUUUAAUGAUUUAAGUGAGCAAAUAAAACAAUUUCAUAGUGAAAAUGAAUUUAAUGAAAUUAACUUAAAUUAUUUAACAAAUCAACUGAGAAAAAUCGCAGAAGAAUUGAAUAAUCCAUCAAAUAUUUCUAUUCACCAAGGUUCCAAAUCAUUUAUUAGUGAAAUUUCGAUUAUUUCAUCGAUAAAAUCAAAAUCCAGCAAAUGGAAACAAAAUGGCAUCACUGUGGCUGGCGGAAAUGGAGAAGGACAAGAAUUAAAUCAACUCCAAUUCCCUUAUGGAAUCUUUAUUGAUAAAAACAAAAAUAUUUUCAUUGCUGAUUAUGCAAAUCAUCGUAUUGUUGAAUGGAAAUGUAAUGCAAAAGACGGACACAUCAUUGCAGGUGGAAAUGGGCAAGGAAAUCGAAUGGAUCAAUUGAACUUUCCAACAGAUAUAGUUGUUGAUCAACAAAGUCAUUCGAUCAUCGUUGCUGAUUGGGAAACAGACGAGUGA